CGUUCUCAACUUUAGUUCUUUGCGAGUGGCCAACGCGUUCGGUCGUCGUGCGUGGUCGUCCAGAAGUCUGAAAACCCCGGCGAAAAGGCGCCUGAAACCGGAGUCGCAUCGAAGUUGUAGCAACAGCUGAAAAGUCUCUCGACGAAGUGCAGCUGUAGAUUCUUUAUCUACAUCCCAGUAUCUGUGCGCAUCCCGUGUUCCCAAGUGUGUGUGUGCGUGUUGGCCAGUUGAUUUCGGGCCCGUCAAACUGGGAGCGACAACCUAAUCAAUCAGUCACUCAAUAUGGCCGGUAUUUCUAAGAGCCGCGGCAGCUGCAGCUCCUCCAGAAACAGGCUGCAUCUUCAGCUGGCCUCGCCGCUGCUCGUCGUGAUCUUCGCCUGCCUGCUGGCUUCGUGCUCGGCUCAGCCAAUCGAGUCAACCUCGUCCUCUUCAGAAGUGGAAGAAGUGACAGAAACCACCACGACACUCCCUAUCCAGUUGGAAGAGAGUUCAUCGACGACAGAGCCACCGGUCCUGAAUGCUACAAUUACUGGUCAUCCUGUGGAAGAACCCAAAGUAGUCGAAGCUAGUCCUGCCGAUCCUGUUGAGCCUACAGACAGUUUUGUUUCGGUUUACGGCGGAACUUUGGAACAGGAUAUCAAAAAUGAUGUGAACAGUGAGGUGGAAGUGGAACCCUCCCCGGUGGAACCAAUUAUCGAAGAUGUUCAGAAGGCCGCAGAAGCUGCGCUCGAAAAUCAAGAGAUUGCUGUUCUUAGUGCUCGCGAGCCCAAAACUCUUGAUGCUGCAGAGGAGAAGCACAUUGAAGUCGAGGAGGAGGAAGAGAAGGAGGAGCAAGCGGAGCCAGAGGCAGUCACUGACAAUAUUGCUGUGUCCAGUGAGCAACUGGAAAGCCGCAUCAAGCCAUUGCCCAACGUGACCAGCGACCUGGUUUCCGUGAUCCUCAACGAAGAUCGAGCCAUCACUGAGCAGCCCAUCACCAAGACCAAUCUGCUGGCCCUGGAGCAGGAGCACGAAAGAUUGGAGGUUGGCGAGGACAGCACUCCUGUGCCAUCGGCCUAUGAGGAGCCCAAGCACCAGGUGACCAAGAAGCAGGGUGUGGAAGACCCGCUUCCCAUUGAAGAUGCGCCGGAGGUGCCCGAGGAACCAGAGACUCAGAGACUUCCUUCCGAGGAAACCCAGACUGCUCGUGAGGAACGUAAAUUUGAGGAGGACAAUGACAAGCUAAACGAUAUCCAUGAAAACACCAUUGAGGAUGAUGAGUUGCCAACCAAAUCUUCGACUUCACAAGCUCCUGUGGUCAACGUGGAAACCACUAAAGCUUCGGUGGAGCCAAAUGAAGAGAUCGAAAAAAAGGUGGAAGCCGAGGCCAAGGCGGAAAUUGAGGAGCAAGUGGAGGGCAUCACUCCUUCGGAUGAGACCAUUGUGGAGGCCGCAGAUCCAGAAGAUACGGAAGCUGAAGUACCCGAGACAACCGAGGCGUCUGUACCAGAAGUAGCCAAGUUAGACGAAGAGGAACCCAAGGAAGAAGUUUCAGUCGGACAAGUCCACCUAAAAGAACCCACUAUUGUUAUUCAGAGCACUUCAGAGGCCAAUCAGGAAGAAAACAUCACUGAGGAGCCAGUUAAACCAGAUAGCUCUCCCAAAGUUGAUAAUGACUCAGUCGAGGAGAAAGAUAGCGUAGAAUCAGAUGAGAAACCCAUUUCAUCCGAGGAGGAAAAGGAUCCCGUUGCGGAGGAGGCCAAGUCCGUAUCUGAUGAUAGCACCGCCACUCCCCUGGUCUCCUAUCCUCCGCACAAUGCUGGCCAGACCUUCGAUAGCAACUCGGCGGAUGAGCACUCCGCCCAGCUCUCGGGACCGUCCAACUACCGGUCCACCCUGAUCAUAGCCCUGUGCUCCGGGACCGCUGUGAUCUUCAUCGUGGCCUCGCUGGUGAUCUUCGUGGUCUCGUUCCAGCGGCAGCACGGCACCUUGGACAUCGAGAUGCAGGAACAGCGCCUGGGCAAGGAUGUCCAGGACGAGGACAAUGUCCAGAUGAAGCUUCUCGAUGUGGAUCUCUCGACUCCGGUCAUCUUGCCCAUGGGCAACGAUGAGACCGACGAAUGCCUGUAGACCAUGAUCCCCCAAAUGGUGCCCUGUAAAUAUUUAUUAACUCCGAGACGAGAUUGCAAGACACAUUCAGCCUGCUUUUUUGGCUGGCUGCUAAUUUUGGUUUCUAAAUUGUUGACUGAGAGCAGCUGCAAGCAAAUCAAACGAAUAAUCGAAUCGAAACGAAAUCAUUUGCCAUACUGUUUAAUUAUAAAUGCACCUUACCCCCUAAGAUUUUGCACACGUUUGACAAAAAUAUUUAUAUUUAGACACUUUCUUUAAAGUUAAGCACAUUUUUAUUGAGUCUGAUGAGAAGUCAGAAUAAACAUUUUCGAUUGAUAA
Drosophila biarmipes is the source of this 2427-nucleotide messenger RNA. It is a transcript of the gene Dtg, whose product is annotated as enolase-phosphatase E1. The record is from RefSeq and is a predicted model, not a curated record. NCBI's taxonomy places the organism in Eukaryota, Metazoa, Arthropoda, Insecta, Diptera, Drosophilidae. The transcript has 3 exons. Bases 283 to 2109 code for a protein of 608 amino acids.